This is a messenger RNA of Vanessa tameamea, 1774 nucleotides long. RefSeq names its product U4/U6 small nuclear ribonucleoprotein Prp31 (gene Prp31). Bases 105 to 1604 code for a protein of 499 amino acids. The record is from RefSeq and is a predicted model, not a curated record. Gene Ontology annotation, cellular component: precatalytic spliceosome; U4/U6 x U5 tri-snRNP complex; U4 snRNP. Lineage: Eukaryota; Metazoa; Arthropoda; Insecta; Lepidoptera; Nymphalidae. Gene Ontology annotation, biological process: mRNA splicing, via spliceosome; spliceosomal tri-snRNP complex assembly. The transcript has 9 exons.
UGACACUCAUGUUAAUAUUAAAAAAUAUUUAAUCAUAAUUCGGAGCAAGAAAAAUAAACUCUCAAAACAUAAUAAAAUCAAGGAUUAAAUCUGUAUAGAUAAAAAUGUCUUUAGCAGACGAAUUGCUGGCAGAUUUAGAGGAAAAUGAUGACGGAGAUCUUGAAGCUAUUUAUGAAAACCAGAUAAGUAAUAGUGAUUCUCAUGAAUUCACUGCACCUUUUCCAGUUAUACCAAAAGAAGAAGAAAUCAAAAAUGUAUCUAUCAGGGAGUUAGCUAAGCUCAGAGAUUCAGAACGCUUAAAAAGGGUUAUAACUGAAAUCGAGCAAAAUGUUGGUAAUGAUAGAAAGAAAAUUGAAGUGACUGGAUUGAUGGAAUCAGAUCCUGAAUAUCAGUUGAUUGUUGAAGCUAAUAACAUAGCUGUUGAAAUUGAUGGAGAAAUAGCUAUUAUUCACAGAUUUGUUCGGGAUAAAUACCAAAAAAGGUUCCCAGAACUGGAGUCGUUGAUAAUAACACCAUUGGAAUAUAUACGCACUGUGAAAGAACUGGGCAAUGAUUUGGAUAGAGCUAAGAAUAAUGAAACACUGCAAAGUUUUUUAACUCAAGCUACUAUUAUGAUUGUGUCUGUCACCGCAUCUACAACACAGGGAAAACUGCUGUCGGACAAUGAACUGCACGAGAUCUUCGAAGCAUGUGACAUGGCGUCAGAAUUGAACAACUUCAAAUCUAAUAUUUACGAAUAUGUCGAGAGCAGAAUGACAUUUAUAGCUCCAAAUAUAACAGCUAUUGUGGGUGCAUCAACUGCAGCGAAGAUCCUUGGUGUGGCGGGUGGUCUCUCAAAACUAUCAAAGAUGCCGGCAUGCAAUGUGUUACCUCUAGGACAGCAGAAGAAGACACUGUCAGGAUUCUCUCAAGCAGCAUCACUGCCUCAUACUGGAUUUUUAUAUUUCUCACAAAUCGUACAAGAUACAUCUCCGGAAUUGCGAUACAAAGCUGCCAAGCUCGUAUCAACUAAACUGACAUUGGCCGCCCGAGUUGACGCGUGUCACGAAAGUGCAGACGGAAGUAUAGGACGAUAUCUUCGAGAGGGCAUUGAGAAGAAAUUGGACAAACUGCAGGAGCCGCCGCCAGUGAAGUUUGUGAAGCCUUUGCCGAAGCCAAUCGAGCAGAGUCGCAAGAAGCGCGGCGGGAAGCGCGUGCGCAAGAUGAAGGAGCGCUACGCCAUGACGGAGUUCCGGAAAAACGCCAACCGACUCAACUUCGCAGACAUCGAAGACGACGCCUACCAAGAAGACUUGGGCUACACGCGCGGUACGAUCGGCAAAUCGGGGACCGGACGCGUUCGUCUACCGCAGAUUGAUGAGAAGACCAAAGUUCGAAUCAGUAAAACAUUGCAGAAAAACCUCCAAAAGCAGAACCAGCAAUAUGGCGGAGCCACCAGUAUACGGAGACAGGUUUCUGGUACCGCGUCCUCGGUCGCCUUCACGCCUUUGCAGGGUCUCGAAAUCGUCAACCCACAAGCAGCUGAAACGCGAAUCAAUGAAGCAAAUGCUAAGUACUUCUCUAAUACAUCUGGUUUCUUAUCAGUGGGAAAGGAAACGACAUAACUACAUUCCACGACGAAAGUCACUCAAAAAUGUCUCGUAAGUUAGCAACGCGAAAAGAAUUCAGCGUACUAUUGCGUCACUGCUUAAGUGAAUAAUGAAAAUGCAAUGUUACGGUCAUAGCCCCUUGUGAUUGUGUGUUUUGUGAAUGAAAUAAAAACUUUUAAUAGAUU